UCCGGUCAGCGGCCUGAGGUGACCUCUAAAAAUGGUUCGCUAUUCACUUGACCCAGAAAAUCCCACAAAAUCAUGCAAGUCGAGAGGUUCAAAUCUUCGUGUUCACUUUAAGAACACUCGUGAAACAGCCCAGGCCAUUAAGGGUAUGCAUAUCCGAAAAGCCACCAAGUAUCUGAAGGAUGUCACUUUAAAGAAGCAGUGUGUGCCAUUCCGUCGUUACAAUGGUGGAGUUGGUAGGUGUGCCCAGGCCAAACAGUGGGGCUGGACGCAGGGUCGGUGGCCCAAAAAGAGUGCUGAAUUUUUACUGCACAUGCUCAAAAAUGCAGAGAGUAAUGCUGAACUUAAGGGCUUGGAUGUAGAUUCUCUGGUCAUUGAGCAUAUCCAGGUGAACAAAGCCCCCAAGAUGAGGCGCAGGACUUAUAGAGCUCAUGGUCGGAUCAACCCAUACAUGAGCUCUCCGUGCCACAUUGAGAUGAUCCUUACUGAAAAAGAACAGAUUGUUCCUAAACCAGAAGAGGAGGUUGCCCAGAAGAAAAAGAUAUCCCAGAAGAAAUUGAAGAAACAAAAACUUAUGGCCCGGGAAUAAAUGCUGCAAAAAAUAAAUGCAAAUAAAAGUAAAAAAA
Mesoplodon densirostris (Blainville's beaked whale) is the source of this 623-nucleotide messenger RNA. RefSeq names its product large ribosomal subunit protein uL22. Gene Ontology annotation, molecular function: structural constituent of ribosome. The transcript has a single exon. Gene Ontology annotation, cellular component: cytosolic large ribosomal subunit; ribosome. Gene Ontology annotation, biological process: cytoplasmic translation. The coding region runs from base 32 to 586 and encodes 184 amino acids. NCBI's taxonomy places the organism in Eukaryota, Metazoa, Chordata, Mammalia, Artiodactyla, Ziphiidae. The record is from RefSeq and is a predicted model, not a curated record.